CAGCAACAGGGAGAAGUUGAGGGAUGGAGGACGUGGUGAUUGCAGGCAUAGCAGGAAGGCUGCCAGAAUCGGAGAACUUGCAAGAAUUCUGGGAGAACCUGAUCAAUGGAGUUGAUAUGGUCACAGAAGAUGAUCGGAGGUGGAAACCAGGAAUUUAUGGACUGCCCAAGAGAAAUGGAAAGCUCAAGGACAUAAGCAAAUUUGAUGCUUCCUUUUUUGCGAUCCACCCCAAACAAGCUCACACCAUGGACCCUCAAAUGCGCCUGCUGUUGGAAGUUUCCUAUGAAGCUAUUUUGGAUGGAGGUAUUAAUCCAGCCACCCUCCGUGGCACAGACACGGGCGUAUGGAUUGGUAACAGUGGGUCAGAAACUGGUGAAGCCCUUAGUCAAGAUCCAGAUGAGAUUUUGGGAUACAGUAUGACUGGCUGCCAGCGUGCUAUGUUUGCCAACAGGAUUUCCUACUUUUAUGACUUAAAAGGACCAAGCAUGACUAUUGACACGGCCUGCUCCUCUAGUCUUGUUGCUCUGGAAAAUGCUUAUCAGGCUAUUUGUCAUGGACAGUGCAGUGCAGCCUUGGUAGGAGGUGUCAACCUUCUGCUGAAACCUGGCACUUCUGUGCAGUUCAUGAAACUGGGGAUGCUUAGUCCUGCUGGUGCUUGCAAGGCUUUUGAUGCUUCAGGGGAUGGAUAUUGUCGCUCUGAAGCUGCUGUCGUUGUUCUUUUGACAAAGAGAUCUAUGGCUAAGAGGAUCUAUGCCACAAUAGUUGGUGCUGCAAGUAACACCGAUGGCUUCAAGGAGCAAGGUGUUACAUUCCCAUCUGGAGAUAUGCAGCGUCGGCUGGUCAGCUCUCUGUACAGAGAAUGCGGUAUCAGUCCUGGAGAAGUGGAGUUUGUUGAAGCUCAUGGGACAGGCACCAAGGUUGGAGAUCCAGAGGAAGUAAAUGGCAUUGUAAAUGUCUUCUGUCAAAGUGAGAGAGAGCCACUGUUGAUUGGAUCAGUCAAGUCAAACAUGGGUCAUUCAGAGUCUGCCUCUGGGCUUGCUGGAUUAGCCAAGGUCAUUCUCUCUCUGGAACAUGGGCUGUGGGCUCCAAAUCUUCAUUUCAAUACCCCAAAUCCAGAUAUUCCUGCCUUACAAGAUGGCUCUUUGGAGGUAGUUUGUAAGCCAACGCCAGUGAAAGGUGGCCUUGUCAGUAUCAACUCCUUUGGCUUUGGGGGUGCUAAUGCUCAUGUCAUUCUGAGGCCAAAUGAUAACAAAUGCCAGACUCCGAAGACUUGUAACGUGCCAAGACUGGUUCAGAUUUGUGGCAGAACCCAGGAAGCUGUGGAAGUACUGAUCCAAGAGAGCAGAAAACAUGGAGGAUGCAGCCCGUUUGUAAGCCUGCUCAAUGAUAUCGCCGCACUUCCCGUGUCCUCCAUGCCCUACCGCGGCUACACGCUCGUUGGCACUGAGGGUGACCUAAAAGGAUCUGGCAGACCCCUCUGGUACAUCUGCUCAGGUAUGGGAACACAGUGGAAAAAUAUGGGCCUGAGCCUUAUGAGGCUGGAUUUGUUCCGCCAGUCUAUAUUGCGCUCAGAUGAGGCUUUGAAGAGCACAGGCCUGAAGGUCUCAGACCUGCUUCUGCAAGCAGAUGAGAACACUUUUGAUGACAUUGUCCAUGCAUUCGUUGGAUUAGCUGCAAUCCAGAUUGCCCAGAUUGAUAUGCUGAAGGCUGCAGGUCUGCAACCUGAUGGGAUUUUGGGCCACUCAGUGGGAGAAGUAGUUUGUGGCUAUGCAGAUAAUUCUUUAAGUCAUGAAGAAGCCAUUCUUGCUGCUUAUUGGCGGGGACAAUGUGUUAAAGAGGCCAAACUGCCCCCAGGAGGAAUGGCUGCUGUGGGUCUGACGUGGGAGGAAUGUAAGCAGCGCUGUCCUCCAAACGUGGUGCCAGCCUGUCACAAUUCUGAGGACACUGUCACUGUUUCGGGGCCUCUGGACUCUGUGAAUGAAUUUGUAGCCAAACUGAAAAAGGAUGGUGUGUUUGCAAAGGAGGUGCGCAGUGCUGGAGUUGCAUUUCAUUCCUACUACAUGGCAUCUAUUGGACCAGUGCUGCUCAGUGCCCUGAAAAAGGUUAUUCCACACCCUAAACCUCGUUCGGCACGAUGGAUUAGUACCUCAAUCCCUGAAUCUCAGUGGCAGAGUGAACUAGCUAGGAAUUCUUCUGCAGAAUAUUAUGUGAACAACCUGGUGAACCCAGUGCUGUUCCGUGAAGGUCUAAUGCAUAUUCCAGAGAACGCUGUUGUAGUAGAGAUUGCUCCACAUGCUCUCUUACAGGCUAUCUUGAGGAGAACUUUGAAACCAACUUGCACCAUUCUACCUUUGAUGAAGAAAGAGCAGAAAAAUAAUUUGGAGUUCUUCCUAACACAGAUUGGAAAGAUUCAUUUAACUGGGUUAAAUGUUCUUGGAAAUAACUUGUUCCCAGCUGUGGAAUACCCUGUCCCAGUGGGAACACCCCUUAUUUCUCCAUACAUCAAAUGGGACCACAGCCAGGAAUGGGAUGUUAAAAAAGGUGAAGACUUUGCAGCAGGUUCCAAAGGCUCUGCAGCUGCUUCAGUCUACAACAUCGAUGUAAGUCCUGGCUCUCCUGACCAUUACUUAGUUGGUCAUUGCAUUGAUGGCAGAGUCCUGUACCCAGCAACUGGGUACCUGGUACUGGCUUGGCAAACUCUGGCACGGUCUCUUGGGGUGGUCAUGGAGCAAAUGGCUGUUAUGUUUGAAGAAGUCACAAUUCAUCAGGCAACUAUCCUUCCCAAAACAGGAUCAGUGAAGCUGGAAGUAAGACUCAUGCCUGCUUCCCGCUGCUUUGAGGUGUCAGGGAAUGGGAAUCUGGCUGUGAGUGGGAAGAUCUCCGUCCUAGAAAACACUGCUCUGAAGAAUUUGCACAGCCAGCCAGUUGACUUUCAGGCUGAAGAAGAUGUGAGCCCAAAGUCUGGCCUCUUGAAAGAAGACAUUUACCAAGAGCUGCAUCUGCGUGGAUAUAAUUAUGGACCAACUUUUCAGGGCCUUCUGGAAUGCAGCAGUGAAGGAAGCACAGGGAAAGUUCUGUGGAAUGGGAACUGGGUGACCUUCCUGGACACCCUGCUCCACGUGAUAAUCCUGGGGGAGGCGGAGCGCAGCCUGCGCCUGCCGACGCGGAUCCGCGGGGUGUGGAUCGACCCCGUGCUGCACCAGCAGCGCCUGUGCCGCCGGGACGGCCUGCAGGCUGUUGAUGUUGUUCUAGACCGCUGUCUAAACAGUGUUAAAGCAGGAGGUGUUCAGAUCAGUGGUCUUCAUGCCUCUGUGGCACCACGACGACAACAGGAACGGAUCCCUCCCACCCUGGAAAAAUUCUGCUUUGUGCCCUAUACUGAGACUGACUGUUUGUCUUCCAGUGUGCAUCUUCAUGUCUAUCUGGAGCACUGCAAAGAACUGAUGGAGAACUUACAGGCUAAGGUGGCAGUGCAUGGGGUCAAAUUAAACAUCCCUGGACUAGAAAAUGCAGUGGCUGCCACAGAGUCCUUACCCGUACAGAAGGGCCUUCAGCACAUCCUUGCUGAAGUGUGCAAUCUGGAACUGAAUGGAAACUUCUAUUCUGAGCUGGAACAGAUUGUGACUCGAGAGAAGAUGCACUUCCAUGAGGACCCUCUUCUCAAUGGGUUGCUAGAUUCUUCAGAGUUGAAGACUUGCCUGGAUGUGGCACUGGAGAACAUGAUCAGUCACAGGAUGAAGAUAGUAGAGGCUCUUGCAGGAAGUGGACGUCUGUUCUCUCGUGUCAGAAGCACUCUGAACACUCAGCCCCUGUUGCAGGUGGAAUACAUUGCCACUGACAGCGUUCUGAAAGCUCUUGCAGCUAAUGAAACAGAGCUACAAGAUGCUGGGGUUUCCUCUGGCCAGUGGGAUCCAUCUAGCCUUCCCUCUGGAAAUCUGACCAAUGCAGACCUGGUGGUAUACAACUGUUCAACAAGUGUUCUAGUGAAUAACACGGAAAUUCUCCCUAAUUUGGCAGCUGCAGUGAAAGAAGGAGGGUUUGUUUUGCUACACACUCUUAUUAAAGGAGAAACUCUCUCAGAAAUUGUCAGUUUCCUUACAAGUCCAGAUCUCCAGAAGAAACGUGGCUUCCUGAGUGAGGCACAGUGGCAGGCCUUAUUCAGCAAAGCCUCACUGAGUCUGGUUGCCAUGAAGAAAUCGUUCUUUGGCUCAGUUAUCUUCCUGUGUCGCAGGCAAGCCCCUGCCAAAACACCCAUUUUUAUGCCGAUAGACGAGACCCAUUUUAAGUGGGUUGAAUCCUUGAAGGAGGUCUUGGCUGACCAAUCGGAGCAGCCUGUGUGGUUGACUGCCACCAGUUGUGCAAACUCAGGAAUUUUGGGAAUGGUGAACUGCCUCCGCCUGGAAGCAGAAGGCCACAGAAUCAGGUGUGUGUUCAUUUCCAACCUGAACCCUUCAUCAGCUGUCCCACCCACAAGUCUUUCUUCCCUGGAGAUGCAGAAGAUUGUUCAGAGCGACCUGGUGAUGAAUGUGUAUCGUGAUGGAAAGUGGGGCUCCUUCAGGCAUCUCCCAUUGCAGCAAGCCCAGCCCGAGGAGCUGACGGAGUACGCCUACGUGAACGCGCUGACGCGCGGGGACCUCUCCUCCCUGCGCUGGCUCGCGUCCCCCCUGCGGCACUUCCGCGCCUCGCCCGGCCUGCAGCUCUGCAGGGUCUGCUACGCCUCCCUCAACUUCAGGGACAUCAUGCUGGCCACGGGAAAGCUCUCCCCGGACGCCAUCCCCGGUAACUGGGUGUCACAGCAGUGCAUGCUGGGCAUGGAGUUCUCUGGACGAGACCUGGCUGGAAGAAGGGUGAUGGGACUGCUACCAGCCAAGGGUCUGGCUACAGUUGUAGACUGUCACAAGAGGUUUCUAUGGGAGGUGCCUGAAAACUGGACCCUGGAAGAGGCGGCGUCGGUGCCUGUGGUCUACGCCACUGCGUACUACGCGCUGGUGGUGCGAGGGGGUAUCAGGAGGGGCGAGAGCAUCCUCGUGCACUCUGGCUCAGGAGGUGUGGGCCAGGCAGCCAUUGCCAUUGCCCUGAGCAUGGGCUGCAGAGUCUUUGCUACUGUGGGUUCCACUGAGAAACGUGAAUAUCUCCAAGCAAGGUUCCCACAGCUGGAUGCUAACAGCUUUGCCAGCUCCCGAAGUACUGCCUUUGAGGAACACGUUCUGCGAGUUACCAACGGAAAAGGUGUCGACCUUGUGUUAAACUCCUUGGCAGAGGAGAAGCUCCAAGCCAGUUUGCGCUGUCUUGCUCGACACGGACGCUUCUUGGAAAUAGGCAAAUUUGAUUUGUCUAACAACAGUCAGCUUGGAAUGUCUCUCUUCCUCAAGAACGUGGCAUUUCAUGGGAUACUGCUAGAUGCAGUCUUUGAGGACGGGAACAAAGAGUGGGAAGUAGUAUCAGAGUUGUUGAAGAAAGGCAUAAAAGAUGGUGUAGUAAAGCCUCUGAGGACUACAGUCUUCAACAAAGAUGAGGUAGAAGCUGCCUUCAGGUUCAUGGCCCAAGGAAAACACAUUGGCAAAGUUAUGAUCAAGGUCCAAGAAGAGGAAAAGGAAUCUCCUUUGAGAAGGUCUGAACCAGUUAAGAUCUCUGCCAUCUCCCAAACCUCCUGUCCACCUACCAAGUCCUACAUCAUCACAGGGGGCCUAGGAGGAUUUGGGCUUGAGCUGGCACAGUGGCUAGUUGAGAGAGGAGCAAAGAAGCUUAUACUGACAUCUCGUUCUGGCAUACGAACUGGUUACCAGGCUAAACGUGUUAGAGAGUGGAAGGCACUGGGAAUUGAAGUGCUGGUAUCUACCAGUGAUAUUGGAACACUAGAAGGAACACAGCUGUUGAUAGAAGAAGCUUUGCGGCUUGGCCCAGUUGGAGGCAUCUUUAAUUUGGCUGUGGUCCUUAGAGAUGGCAUGAUUGAAAAUCAGACCACAGAAUCCUUCUGGGAGGUCAACAAGCCCAAGUAUUCAGGCACCCUUCAUUUGGAUUGGGUGACCCGUAAGAAGUGUCCAGAUCUGGACUAUUUUGUUGUGUUCUCCUCUGUAAGCUGUGGAAGAGGAAAUGCUGGGCAAAGUAAUUAUGGCUUUGCCAAUUCUACCAUGGAGCGCAUCUGUGAGCAGCGACACCAUGAUGGACUCCCAGGCCUGGCAAUUCAGUGGGGAGCCAUUGGUGAUGUUGGCAUCCUUUUGAAGACAAUGGGAAACAGAGAAACUGUGGUUGGGGGAACUAUCCCCCAGCAAAUCAGCUCAUGCAUGGAGGUGCUCGAUAUAUUCCUGAAUCAACCCCAUCCUGUUAUGUCCAGUUUUGUCCUGGCAGAGAAGAUCUCUGCAAAAACUGAAGGAAGCAGCCAACGGGAUCUUGUAGAAGCUGUUGCUCACAUCCUGGGUGUCCGUGACGUGAGUAGUCUGAAUGCUGAGAGUACCUUGUCAGACUUGGGCUUGGAUUCCUUGAUGGGCGUGGAGGUGCGCCAGACACUGGAGAGGGACUAUGACAUCGUGUUGACCAUGAGAGAAAUUCGACUCCUCACCAUCAACAAGCUGCGGGAACUUUCCUCCAAGUCCAGGACAGCAGAGGAGCUGAAGCCAUCCCAACUGAUGAGGACAGGCUCAGGUGAACUUCCAAAACUAAAUUUGAACAACUUGUUGGUGAACCCGGAAGGGCCAACGAUCACCCGCCUCAAUGAUGUUCAGAGCACAGAGCGCCCACUUUUCCUGGUCCAUCCCAUCGAAGGAUCCACUGCAAUUUUCUGCACUCUUGCCUCCAGACUUCAUAUGCCCUGCUAUGGUUUCCAGUGCACAAAAGCGGCUCCCCUGGACAGCAUCCAGAGCCUGGCAGCCUAUUACAUCAGCUGCAUGAAGCAGGUACAGCCCGAAGGACCUUACCGCAUUGCUGGCUACUCCUUUGGUGCCUGUGUAGCCUUUGAAAUGUGCUCCCAACUGCAAGCACAACAAAACGCCUCCCACGCACUCAACAGUCUCUUCCUCUUUGAUGGGUCUCAUUCCUUUGUGGCAGCAUACACUCAGAGCUAUAGAGCCAAACUGGCACAAGGAAAUGAGGCUGCAUUGGAGACUGAAGCAUUGGGUGUCUUUAUUCAGCAAUUUAUAUCCAUUGAAUACAGUAAGCUGCUGGAGGUUCUUCUGCCCCUGAAAGAUCUGGAGGCUCGUGUGAAAGCUGCUACAGACCUGAUAACUCGGAUUCACACAAACAUCAAUCAUGAAGCACUCAGCUUUGCUGCUACUUCCUUUUACUAUAAGCUGAAGGCUGCUGAUAAAUACAUACCAGAGUCCAAAUACCAUGGGAAUGUGACGCUGAUGCGGACACAGUCUAACAACGACUAUGAAGAUGGUCUGGGUGAAGACUACAGACUCUCAGAGGUAUGUGAUGGGAAAGUGUCUGUCCACGUCAUUGAAGGGGAUCACCACACCUUACUGGAGGGAGAGGGCGUCCAGUCAAUUCUUGGGAUCAUCCACAGCUCACUAGCAGAGCCACGUGUCGGUGUCAGAGAGGGUUAA
This is a messenger RNA of Merops nubicus (carmine bee-eater), 7544 nucleotides long. RefSeq names its product fatty acid synthase-like. Gene Ontology annotation, molecular function: 3-oxoacyl-[acyl-carrier-protein] synthase activity; phosphopantetheine binding; fatty acid synthase activity. The record is from RefSeq and is a predicted model, not a curated record. Lineage: Eukaryota; Metazoa; Chordata; Aves; Coraciiformes; Meropidae. Gene Ontology annotation, cellular component: cytoplasm. Gene Ontology annotation, biological process: fatty acid biosynthetic process.